CCCACUUUCUCCAUUUAAAACGGUGAGGAAUCCUUGAUAUGCACCCCCUCCGCCGGUUGAGUUUCACAAGUCAGAAUGAUGGGUUGAAAUCAGAGUGUAUUCACUAUAGUUAAAUGAUAACCCUGAUACUUCUAAGAGGAUGUCCCGCUCGCCUCGGUAAACAACGCUCCGGCAUGAGCCCGAGCUCGUGCUUUAGCGGUUUAUAUCUGGCAUGAAGCCCACUCGUGCUGGUUGGAACCGCGAGCGUGUUCAUUGAAGAGCGUCCGUCACGUGUUCCGGUCUUGUUACUAUGGAGACAGCCGCCCAAACACCGCUCCUCCACACCAGGCAGCAACAACGUCUCAACAUCAUGUCGGCUCCUGCUGCUUCAGCCGUUACCAGGAGCUGGAGCCGCCCAGGUCAGACUCAGGGAUUUCAAUUUUUUGCGGGAAUUGAUUAUCAAAAUUUGGACAAAUUAUGCACCAUUUGUGGUCUACAGAGCAGGGAAAAUCAUUAUACAACACCUGAGGCACAUCGUACAUUCAUGCAGCUAUAUCGAAGUAUAUUCCUUCAACCAAAACACAGGCUACCUAAGAUUCCUGAAUUAACAGUGAGAAGCAGGUUGCACCAGAACUCAGAAACAGAUGAAUUAGUAAAUAAAGAUCAAGAUUACCUGAAUAAACUGCUGGACAAGAAAAACAUGGAGGAUGUACCAAAACACAUGCAGAAAAAGAUUAAAAUCCUAAUUAGGAUACUUAAAAAACUACCUUUUAACAGAACGCGUGCAGAGCGCCUGAAUACUUAUAAGAUACUGAAGAUUUUCACAGCAAUUAAUACACAGUUUACAGAUGAGGAGUUGAAACAACUCAGUGCACAGAUAGUGAUGGAAUCAUAUGCUAAAGGUGACACAGUGUAUGGAAAUCAGACAUUCUACAUGAUCAUAAAAGGUUCUGCCAAGCCUUACACAAAGCUUAAUGACAAACUUCAGUUGGUAUACUUUGAUUCUUUGUUCGAAACAACUCAAAAAAUGUUAACCUGUGGAGACACCUUUGGUGAAUUGAUUCCAAUUCCAAGUCAGAAAACAAAAGAGAAUGUUCUAUCGGUGGUAACAGAAGACAAGUGUGAAAUUGUUAAAAUUUCUACAGGGCAAUAUGAACAUGUGAAAAGGGAUCUAAUGCAGUGUGAUCUAUUGGUGAAGGAGGAGCUGAUUCAAGGCUGUCCCUUUUACCAACAAUGGCCAAAAUUGUCUCUCCAUAAACUGGUGGAAUUAAUCAAAUGGAAACAGUUUCCUGAAAAUUAUGUUCUAGUAAAAGAAGGUGAAAUCAGCUCUUUUGCAGGAUUUAUCAAGUCUGGCUUCUGCUACAUUUUCAAAGACAUAGAAGCUCUGGUGAAAGUUCCUCUGGGAAAUGUGCAAAGUGAGGUGAAACACAUCAUUAUGGGAAAACUCCAAGAGAAGGAAUCCUUUGGAGAGAUCAGUAUUAUCCUUAACAAACCCUUCACCUGUACAAUUAUCACAGCAACAAAAGUUGAACUUGGAGUUAUUUCUGCAAGUGAUUUACGAGGACUUGACCCAGUAAAUCAAAUACUCCUUCAACAAACAGCAGCACCAAUCUUGGGCAGCCUCACUCAGGAAGAGGUCAACAACAGAUAUAUUGCUUUGGAAAAAGAGAAAGAAUGGCAACAGUUUAAGGUCUUCCUGAAAACUAAAAUGGCAGAAUCAACUGAUGGUUCGAUGGAAGAGAAACCUGAAAUGCAAUAAGAACACUCCUGGCAGUCCCAUUUGUGCUUUGGCUAGAAACUGUGAUCGACCUUAUAAGAGUACAAGCAGAUGUCUGCCGUUGGAUCUGGAUCAAUUCAAGUGUCUGUCUGCUUGUUUUUUUUUACAUUAGUAGGUCUGUUCCACUAAAACACAUUAGCUGGGAAGUUAAUUAAUCACGCUGUUAUUGAACGCAGUCUUUUCACAGAUCCUCCUUCUCCAGAAGAAAUUGCUAUGUCCCAGAAUGCGUUGGAGCACUUUCAUUUUGAAAGUUGCUUGCUUGUAGAUUUCUGCCUUGGAUUCAUUGAUGUAACUGUUGUCAUGUCCCUCACAAAUUUUGUUUCCACUGCCCACUGAUCCUCUAAUAAAAAUAUGCAAGAGGAAACCUCCUUAACUAUUUUGCCCUGUCAUUGAAUUUUCAGGAUAUUCGUGAGUUUUCGAGUAUGAAC
Chiloscyllium plagiosum (whitespotted bambooshark) is the source of this 2184-nucleotide messenger RNA. The record is from RefSeq and is a predicted model, not a curated record. NCBI's taxonomy places the organism in Eukaryota, Metazoa, Chordata, Chondrichthyes, Orectolobiformes, Hemiscylliidae.